AUCUUUGUCCGCGGGAACUAAGAUGAUGAAGAAGGCUAGCUUCAACUCAAAACUCAAGCUCUCUCUCCCUCCUCCCGAAUCCUUGACCAAAUUCCUAACUGAAAGCGGGACCUUCCAGGUGGGUGAUCUGCUGGUCAAUAAGGAUGGAGUACGAAUUGUCUCUGAAAGUGAAACUGAAGUUCCACCCCCAAUUAAGCCCUCAGAUAACCAGUUGAGUUUGGAAGACAUGGACGUAAUUAAAGUGGUGGGGAAGGGAAAUGGUGGAGUUGUGCAAUUGGUGCAACACAAAUGGACUAGUCAGUUUUUUGCAUUGAAGGUCAUUCAAAUGAACAUUGAGGAGCAAGCACGAACUGCACUGGCACAGGAAUUGAAAAUAAAUCAAUCCUCUCAGUGUCCAUAUGUUGUUGUGUGCUACCAGUCUUUCUAUAAAAAUGGUGUUAUUUCUAUCGUCUUGGAGUAUAUGGAUGGAGGAUCCCUGUUAGAUUUUCUGAAAAAAGUAAAAACGAUUCCUGAACCAUAUCUUGCUGCAAUAUGUAAGCAGGUUCUUAAAGGAUUGGCUUAUCUUCAUCGGGAAAAACACAUUAUCCACAGAGACUUAAAACCUUCUAAUUUGUUGAUAAACCAUAGAGGUGAAGUCAAGAUCACUGAUUUUGGUGUAAGUCGUAUACUGACAAGCACAUUUGGACAGGCUAACACUUUUGUUGGCACAUACAACUAUAUGUCUCCAGAGAGAAUUAGUGGAGGCAAGUAUGACAGCAAAAGUGACAUUUGGAGCCUGGGGGUAGUUCUGCUCGAGUGUGCAACUGGUCAAUUUCCAUAUUCCCCACCAGAGGAAGAAGGAUGGACUAAUUUUUAUGAGCUUAUGGUAGCAGUUGUCGACCAACCACCACCUUGUGCACCUUCUGAUCAAUUUUCUCCACAGUUUUGCUCGUUUAUCUCAGCAUGUGUACAGAAGGAUCCAAAGGUCAGGCAGUCAGCACUCAAACUUUUGGAACAUCCUUUUGUGAACAUGUACGAUGACUUGGAUGUGGACCUGUCAUCCUACUUCACCGACGUUGGAUCUCCACUUGCUUCCCUUUAGAGCUUAUUUGGUAGGCCUACUUGCAUGGAUGGUUGUCUUACUUUUCUUGCGUCAACCCCUUCUAGAGUUACUCCAAUACAAUUUUAGGAGUUUCCCUUUUCAAUUGAAAUUCCAGUCAUCUGCUUUGAUGUAGCAUCAAUACUAAGAUCUUGUCCACUAAGCUGUUCAAGAAUUUGUUCUUAAUGUGAUGAAAUGGAAUAUUUUUUUCUCUUUCCUUUUAUUUUUGUAGCUGAAACAUAAUUUUAGUCCACAUUUCCUUCUCCAAAUUUCAUUUUAAUGCAAGAAAUGCUUGUUUUUGUAAACCAAAAAGGAUGUUAAAAAAGGGGGGAAAUUGUAAGGAUGAUGAAACUUGUGAGAAAUUCUUAGAAAUAUGAAGUUUUAUGUCAAAUGAUGCAAGCUACACAAUUAGCUAAAUUCAAUAAAUAGUUUAUUAACCA
Rubroshorea leprosula is the source of this 1518-nucleotide messenger RNA. NCBI's taxonomy places the organism in Eukaryota, Viridiplantae, Streptophyta, Magnoliopsida, Malvales, Dipterocarpaceae. The record is from the annotation of a GenBank genome assembly.